Molecule: messenger RNA, 1531 nt
Organism: Zymoseptoria tritici IPO323
Lineage: Eukaryota; Fungi; Ascomycota; Dothideomycetes; Mycosphaerellales; Mycosphaerellaceae
Exons: 1
Coding region: 440-1531 (363 amino acids)
Biological process (GO): amine catabolic process
Molecular function (GO): pyridoxal phosphate binding; 1-aminocyclopropane-1-carboxylate deaminase activity; D-cysteine desulfhydrase activity
Source: RefSeq, a predicted model, not a curated record
AUCAAAAUCUCCAGAUCUCUACCAUCUCAGACAUGGAACUCGUUGACACGAAUCACAAUUAUGACCAAGUCCUCGCCUGGCUUGACUUCGGCAUUGGCACUACAGCUGCAGGAAGCCGUUGUCGGCGAUUGCAAGCGAUGAGAUAGGCCUGGUGCUGCAUUGUGCUACUGUACCUGCUCCAUGGAAUUAACCUGCUAUCCAGCAAGGUAGGCAACUGACAUCCGUCUUUCUCCGCUUUACGACGGUCGAUCAUCGGACCUUGCGGACCUGCUGCUUCUUGAUAUAAGUCGAGCGGAGUGGUAUCUACUCUUCCUUUCUCCGGCGUGGGACUUCCUAGACGAACCUAUCAUCCGCAAGAUACCCCAACUCUCAAGGUUCUCUCAUCAACAAGCUCCCCUCCCGCAGAAGCCACACACUCCUACCCUCACUCACCACAACCAUGGCCACCACCACCACCCCAACCUACAUCCGCACCCUCUCCUCCCUCCCCAAAACCCCCCUCCUCUUCGCCCCCUCUCCAAUCCAACCCCUCCCCCGUCUCCUCGCCCAUCUCAAACCCCACAACUCCCCCAUCGCAACCCUCUCCACCAAACGCGAAGACCUCCACACCUUCCUCCCCUGCGGCGGAAACAAAAUCCGCAAACUCCAAUACCUCGUCGCCGAUGCUCUGGACCAGGGCUGCGAUACCUUGGUAUCGAUCGGAGGCGUGCAGAGCAACCACACUCGCGCUGUGACUGCUGUAGCGAAACACGUGGGACUGGAAGUCGUUACUGUGCAGGAGAGUUGGGUGCCUGUGCCGGAGGCUGCUCAACCGGGAUACGGACGGGUGGGAAAUAUAUUAUUGUCGAGACUAAUGGGUGGAGAUGUGAGAGUUCUGCCACCGUCUACAGGUGAAGGUGAAGGAGGCGAGGACUUCGGCAUAGGCCACAAAUCCACCGCAAAGGAGGUCUGCGAAGAAGUUAAGCGAAAAGGAGGGAAAGCUUACUACAUCCCCGCUGGAGCAUCCGACCACCCCCUCGGCGGCAUGGGGUUCGUGGAAUUCGUGGUCGAACUCGCUGAGCAGGAACUCGCACUCCAAACGUUCCACGAUACGCUUGUCGUCUGCUCCGUCACGGGGUCCACGCAAGCUGGGCUCGUCGUCGGCGCCGUAGCAGAAGGGCGCGGACGACGGAUAAUCGGUAUCGACGCGAGUGGUAAGCCGGAGGAGACUCGUGCUCAAGUUUUACGCAUUGCUCGCGCCACCGCUGCUGCUCUUGACCCCGACUUGGUGGUGAGGGAAGAGGAUGUCGUGCUGGACGAGAGGUUCCACGAGGGCACUUAUGGACUACCGGGACCGAGCACGAUUGAAGCGAUGAAGGUUGCCGCGAGGACGGAGGCGUUGAUUACGGAUCCGGUUUAUGAGGGGAAGAGUAUGGCGGGGUUGAUAGCGUUGAUCAAAGAGGGAGGAUUAGGGGAGGGUGCGAAGAAUGUGCUUUUUGUGCAUUUGGGGGGACAGAGUGCUGUGUGUGCUUACGAGAGUUGGUUGGAUUGA